This is a messenger RNA of Passer montanus (Eurasian tree sparrow), 2723 nucleotides long. RefSeq names its product nicastrin (gene NCSTN). The record is from RefSeq and is a predicted model, not a curated record. Bases 22 to 2151 code for a protein of 709 amino acids. Gene Ontology annotation, cellular component: membrane. The transcript is spliced from 17 exons. Gene Ontology annotation, biological process: protein processing; Notch receptor processing. NCBI's taxonomy places the organism in Eukaryota, Metazoa, Chordata, Aves, Passeriformes, Passeridae.
GUGGAGCGGCCGCGGGCGGCGAUGGCGGCGGGGCCGCGCCGGGCUGCCCCGGGAAGGGGCUGGGACUCCCCGGGAGCGGGCUGGGGUGCCCCGGGAGCGGCCUGGAAUCCCCCGGGAGCGCUCCGCAGUUCCCUGGGGCUGCUCCGCGCGCUGCUCGUGGCCGCGCUGGCGGCGGGCUGCUGCCAGGGGAACUCGGUGCACAGGAAGAUUUACAUCGCGCUGAACCGCACGGCGCCCUGCGUGCGCCUGCUCAACGCCACGCACCAGAUCGGCUGCCAGUCCUCUCUGAGCGGGGACACGGGCGUGAUCCACGUGGUGGAGAAGAUGGAGGACCUGGAGUGGGCCCUGUCCACAGGCCCCCACCCCCCCUACAUGAUCCUGCUGGACGGGAACCUCUUCUCCAGGGAGAUUUUGCUGAAGCUGAAGGGAACCUCCCGGGUUUCAGGCCUGGCUGUGGCCGCUGCCUCUCCUGCCCCUUCCGAAGGGUUUUCCCCAGGACUGAAGUGUCCCAACGAUGGAUUUGGGGUUUACUCCGACUCCUACGGGCCGCAGUUCGCUCACUGCAACGGCUCCGAGUGGAACCCGGGCGGCUCCGGGCUCUCCUACGAGGAUUUCCCCUUCCCCAUCUUCCUGCUGCAGGAUGCCAACGAGACCCAGCUCAUCAAGGAGUGCUUCCGAGCCCACAACGUGCCGCGGGCGCCGGGCGCGGCGCCGCAGUUCCCGCUGUGCGCCAUGCAGCUGCAGGCACACAUGCACGCCGCCGCCAGCACCGUCACCUGCAUGCGCCGCAGCUCGCUGCAGAGCGCCUUCAGCAUCAACCCAGAGAUCGUGUGUGACCCGCUGCUGGAUUACAACGUCUGGAGCUCCCUGCAGCCCAUCAACGCCUCGGGCCGGCUGCAGCCCGGCCAGCGCCUCCUGCUGGCGGCCACCAGGGUGGACAGCCACUCGUUUUUCUGGAACGUGGCCCCGGGGGCCGAGGCGGCCGUCGGCUCCUUCGUGGCGCUGCUGGCGGCUGCGCAGGCGCUGCAGGCGGCCCCGGGCUCCCAGCAGCUGCCCCGGAACGUGCUCUUCGUCUUCUUCCAGGGGGAGACCUUUGAUUACAUCGGCAGCUCGCGCCUGGUGUUUGACAUGGAGCAGGAGAAGUUCCCGCUGCGCCUGGACAACAUCGAGGCCUUCCUGGAGCUGGGCCAGGUGUCCCUGAGGAACAAUUCCAUGCUCUGGAUGCACACGGAUCCCGUCUCCCGCCGCAACGAAUCCGUGGAAUUCCAGGUGCAGAAGAUCCUGGAAGCGCUCCGGAACAGCAGCUCCGGCUCCAACGUUUCCCUGCAGGAGCCGGGGGUGUCCCAGCCCCUCCCCCCCUCGUCAUUCCAGAGGUUCCUGAGAUCCCGGAGCAUCCCGGGGGUGGUGCUGAGCGACCACCGCGCCGCCUUCCACAACAGGUACUUCCAGAGCAUCUACGACACGGCCGAGAGCAUCGGGAUGCGCUACCCCGAGGGGCUGAGCCCCGAGCAGCGCCUGGAGUUCGUCACCGACACCGCCAAGGCCCUGGCCGAGGUGGCCACGCUGCUGGCCCGGGCUCUGUUCUCCCUGGCCGGGGGAGGCGCCGGCACCGAGAGCAUCCGGGCGGAUCCCAGAACGGUCACUCGGCUGCUCUACGGAUUCCUGCUCAACUCCAACAACUCCUGGUUCCAGUCCCUGAUCAAACCCGACCAGAAGGGAAUCCUGGGUGAGGAGAGAGCCCCAUUCCCGCUUUUCCAGCUGGAUUCCUGGGAAUGGGGCCAGAAUCCCGGGAAAACCGCGGGGACGCAGCCCGAGCUGUACGAGUACUGGUGGGUGCAGGGCCCCCUGGACGGGAAUUCCUCGUCCCGCGUUCCCGGCUGUGUCCGCUCCGGCGUCCGUCUGUCCCCCGCGCUGUCCCCGGCCUUCGAGCUGCGCCGCUGGGAUUCCCGGGAAUUCUCCACCUGGACCGAGAGCCGCUGGAAGGACAUCCGGGCACGCAUCUUCCUGGUGGCCAGCAGGGAGCUGGAGCUGCUGACGCUGGCCCUGGGCGUGCUGGUGCUGCUCCUGUCCCUGCUCUGCACCUUCCUCAUCAAUUCCAAGGCCUCGCUGCUCUUCGGCCUCCCGGCCCCGCCCGGCCCCUCCGGCUACUGAAAACCCGGGAAAAACUCCUGGAAAAGCCUCAGGAAUCCUCCCUGGAGCUCCCGGCGCUGGAGGUGCCAGAGAUGUUCCCGGGAAAUCCGGAAUUCCGGGUGGGAUCGAUGCCCUGGGGGGGAAAUUCCCAGAAUUUCAGGUGGGAUCCACUGCCCUGGGUGGGAAAUUCCCAAAAUUCCCAGUUGGAUCCAGUGCCCUGAGUGAAAAAUUCCCAAAAUUCCCAUUUGGAUUCAAUGCCCUGAGUGAAAAUUUCCCAUUUGGAUUGGAUGCUCUGAGUGAAAAAUUCCCAAAAUUCCUGUUUGCCUGAGUGGCAAAUUCCUGGAAUUUCUGGGUAGGUCCUGUGCCCGGAGUGGCAAAUUCCCAAAAUUUUCUAAGAAUUCCCAGUGGGAUCCAUCCUGUUUCCCAGGGUGGAACUUUUCCCAAAAUCCAGAUAAAGGAAGGGUAAAGGGGGAGGGUUUUUUUGGGAAUUGUGAGGAAUUCCAGGGGGUCUGGGAAUAUCCCAAUGGAAAAAGUCCCCUUUUUCCCUGGGAUUUGUAAAUAUUAUAAAUAAAUCCAUGGAAUUCCCAAGGAAA